GGAAGAGCUUGAAGGCUUGAGGUGACUGGCAAUGUGAAGGAACAAAGUAGGCUCAGUUAUAGCAAACCCAGUGAAGAAACCCCAUCACUAUCACAGUUCAGAGAUUAAAGAAAACGAUGAUUAUCUUAAAGACUAGACUAAUGUGAUAAUGCUGCUGAUCUACACUACUUUAUUGCUGUCUUUAGUAGAUAAUAGUAUAUUAGAGCUCAUACUAAAGAACUCGAAGAACUCAUGGACACGAUAUUAUAGCAGCCAAGUUAUCAACACUUGCUAUGAGGUUUGCGCAGCUUAAUCAACAAAUUAAGAGGUUUUCUGAACUUCACAACAUCAUUCAUGGACCAGUGUUUGAAUUUUUUAUCAAUAAUGACAAAAUUCACAAGUACAGAGCUUUUAAUUUA
Molecule: messenger RNA, 398 nt
Organism: Nezara viridula (southern green stink bug)
Lineage: Eukaryota; Metazoa; Arthropoda; Insecta; Hemiptera; Pentatomidae
Source: the annotation of a GenBank genome assembly